Messenger RNA from Octopus sinensis (East Asian common octopus), 616 nucleotides. RefSeq lists its product as uncharacterized. The transcript has 2 exons. The record is from RefSeq and is a predicted model, not a curated record. The coding region runs from base 104 to 616 and encodes 170 amino acids. Gene Ontology annotation, molecular function: DNA binding. NCBI's taxonomy places the organism in Eukaryota, Metazoa, Mollusca, Cephalopoda, Octopoda, Octopodidae.
UAUAAGCUUCGCCCCUCAUUUGAUUUCGUCGCCGUUGUGAGAGUUUGUCUGCUACACGCGGACAACAUUGGAAUUUUCCACUUGACCUAGAUCUACAAUUGUCAUGGUGCGACACUACAAACGCAAAAGCGAGAGGGCAACCCUUCCACAGGAUGUAAUCCAACAGGCUAUUCAACAGGUCCGAGCUCGUGCCAUCUCCUUGCGGCAAGCUUCGAGGACAUUUGGCAUCCCUUUAAAAUCUCUGUCUCGCUACUGCACCAAGGCCGCUGAAGCAAACAACAACGAUCACAGUCUUAGUGGAUAUAAAAAGCCACGGCAAGUUCUCGCCGACGAGUUCGAGAAUCAGUUAGAGGCUUAUGUUUUGGCUGCCACAGAAAUUUACUAUGGGCUUGCUCCAAAGGAUGUGCGGAAAUUGGCUUCUCAGAUGGCAAAGGCAGAUGGAUGUAAUAUCCCUCCAACCUGGCAUGAGACAGAAAUGGCAGGUGAAGACUGGUUCUCUGGAUAUCUUCAACGACACAAGAAUUUAUCCACAAGAAGUCCACAGGCAACAAGCUUGGCACGAGCAACAAGUUUCAAACAAGACAAAUGUUGCUAUGUUUUUCAACCAACUUGCUGA